Molecule: messenger RNA, 8477 nt
Organism: Anoplopoma fimbria (sablefish)
Lineage: Eukaryota; Metazoa; Chordata; Actinopteri; Perciformes; Anoplopomatidae
Gene: usp32
Product: ubiquitin specific peptidase 32
Exons: 34
Coding region: 113-4948 (1611 amino acids)
Biological process (GO): protein deubiquitination
Cellular component (GO): Golgi apparatus
Molecular function (GO): cysteine-type deubiquitinase activity; calcium ion binding
Source: RefSeq, a predicted model, not a curated record
CACACAUCAUCAGUAACCCGUUCCAGAAAACAAACCGAUAAGGCGACAAACAAUUUGGAUCAACUCAGGGCACAUCGUCUAUUUCUCCACAUCGCAAUGAAAUGAGGGGAGCAUGGGGGCCAAAGAGUCGAGGAUUGGAUUCCUGUCGUAUGACGAGGCAGUCAAGAGAGUCACCGAUGUGGAAUUGAAGCGGCUGAAAGAUGCCUUCAAGAGAACGAGCGGCCUCACAUAUUACAUGACCCAGCAGUGCUUUUACAGGGAAGUGCUGGGAGAUGGAGUUCCCAAUAAAGUUGCAGAGGUGAUCUACACCUCAUUCGGAGGCUCGUCUAAAGGGCUGCACUUCAACAAUCUGAUUGUGGGUUUGGUGCUUCUGACCAGAGGGCGCGAUGAAGAGAAGGCCAAGUACCUCUUCAGCCUGUUUGCCAGCGAUCUGGGUGGACAUGCAGCCAGGGAAGAUAUAGAAGCAGUUCUGCAGGUCCUGGAUGGAGAAGUCCCGACCUCCCUCAAGAAGUGCUUCAGUGAGGGUGACAAGGUGAACUAUGAGCGCUUCAGGAACUGGCUCCUGCAGAACAAGGAGGCCUUCACUUUAUCCAGGUGGCUUCUGUCUGGAGGAGUGUGUGUCACGCUCACAGAUGACAGCGACACGCCUACCUUCUACCAGACACUGGCUGGCGUCACACACUUGGAGGAGUCGGACAUUAUAGACUUGGAGAAGCGCUACUGGCUACUGAAAGCCCAGUCCAGAACCGGCCGCUUUGACUUGGAAACCUUUGUUCCACUGGUUUCUCCUCCCAUCCAUGCCUCACUGAGUGAAGGCUUGUUUCAUGCCUUCGAUGAGAAUCGGGACAAUCACAUUGACUUUAAAGAGAUCUCUUGUGGACUCUCUGCGUGCUGCAGGGGGCCCAUUGCUGAAAGGCAGAAAUUUUGCUUUAAAGUGUUUGAUGUUGACCGUGAUGGGGUUCUGUCUCGAGAUGAGCUCCAUGAAAUGGUGGUGGCUUUGCUGGAGGUGUGGAAGGACAAUCGCACGGACAUACUCCCUGAGCUGCUAAGCAGCGUGUCAGACAUAGUAGAAGGCAUCCUAGAAAUGCAUGACACAACCAAGCUGGGUCACCUGACCCUGGAAGACUACCAGAUCUGGAGUGUGAAGAGUGCUUUGGCCAACGAAUUCCUAAACCUGCUUUUCCAGGUCUGCCACAUAGUCCUGGGGCUUAGGCCUGGUAGUCCUGAGGAGGAGGGACAAAUCAUCAGGGGUUGGUUAGAGAGGGAGAGCAGACAUGGGCUGCAGCAAAGUCAAAACUGGUUUCUUAUCUCCAUGCUGUGGUGGCAGCAGUGGAAGGACUACGUUAAAUAUGGAAGUCCCUGCUGUUGUCUCCCUGUCCAGGAGCAUAAGGGCAUCGUGGUGGAGCAGCCGUCCAUCCUGAGCUUGUUGCGGACUCCAAUGACCACAGCCACUAUAGAGCCUGCCCCGCCAGACAGACUGGGAGGACUGGGAACCUUCAGCUCGGUCAGCCCCACUGAGGAGAGGUCACCUGAUGCUGUUUCCAGCGCCUCAGAGGCCACAGAGACGGCCCUGAGCCCACAGGUAGCUCCCUCUGCUACAGAGAGCUGUUUUGCCCGUCAGCAGAAUGUAUCAGACAACAACAAUCAGUGUUUUUCUGGAGCCAACGGCCACCUCCCCUCCCAGCUGGCAGCACAAAGACCUGGAGCCAUCGAUAACCAGCCUCUGGUCAAUACUGACCCCAUGAAGGCCCCGACGUUAACCAUGGAGGGAGGCAGGUUGAAGCGCUACUUGCAGCCAGUGCCUGGCAGAGACUUUGAGACCGUGCCGGAGCCGGUGUGGAGGGCACUCUACCAUUGGUACGGUGCAAACCUCAGCCUGCCGCGACCGGUUAUCCUGGAGAGCAAGACAGGCCAAGCAGAGCUGGAGCUCUUCCCACGCUACCUCCUCUUCCUCCGCCAGCAGCCGGCCACGCGCUCCCCCCAGUCCAACAUCUGGGUCAAUAUGGGUAUGACCAGCCUGCGAAUGUUCCCACCGUAUUUACCCCCACCAAGAGGUAGUGUGCCAUCCCCCAACGCUCCCCUGAAGCGGGUCUUGGCCUACACAGGCUGCUUCAGCCGCAUGGCCACCAUCAAGGACAUCCACCUCUACCUGUCCCAGCGACUCCGCAUCAAGGAGGAGGACAUGAGACUCUGGCUCUACAACAGUGAGAAUUACCUCACCCUCCUGGACGAUGAAGAUCACACACUGGAAAGCCUGAAGAUCUAUGAUGAGCAGCAGCUAGUUAUUGAAGUCAGGAACAAAGACAUGAGCUGGCCUGAGGAAAUGUCUUUCAUUGCCAACAGUAAUAAGAUGGACAGACACAAAGUUCCCACAGAGAAAGGAGCCACUGGCCUCAGUAACCUUGGCAACACCUGCUUCAUGAACUCCAGUAUCCAGUGUGUGAGCAACACCAAGCCUCUCACAGACUACUUCAUCUCAGGGAGACACCUCUAUGAGCUCAACAGAACCAACCCCAUCGGUAUGCGAGGUCACAUGGCCAAGUGUUAUGGUGACCUGGUGAUGGAGCUGUGGAGCGGGACACAGAAGAACGUUGCUCCACUCAAACUAAGGUGGACAAUAGCAAAGUAUGCCCCGCGCUUUAAUGGAUUCCAGCAGCAGGACUCCCAGGAGCUGCUAGCCUUCCUGCUGGAUGGUCUCCAUGAAGAUCUCAACAGAGUGCAUGAGAAACCCUAUGUGGAACUGAAGGACAGCGAUGGCCGGCCUGACUGGGAGGUCGCCUCUGAGGCUUGGGAGAACCACCUCCGUAGAAACCGCUCCAUCGUGGUGGAUCUAUUCCACGGUCAGCUCAAGUCCCAGGUGAAGUGUAAGACCUGUGGACACAUCAGCGCUCGCUUCGACCCCUUCAACUUCCUGUCUCUGCCCCUGCCCAUGGACAGCUCCAUGCAUCUGGAAAUCACUGUCAUUAAACUGGACGGCUCUACACCGGUGCGCUACGGCCUUCGGUUGAAUAUGGAUGAGAAGUACACAGGCCUGAAGAAGCAGCUGAGUGAACUGUGCAGUCUGAAGCCUGAGCAGAUCCUCCUGACUGAGGUCCACACCUCCAACAUCAAGAACUUUCCUCAGGACAACCACAAGGUCCGUCUGUCUGUUAACGGCUUCCUGUGUGCAUUUGAGAUCCCUGUUCCAGGUUCCCCAACUUCACUGAGCUCCCCCACUCUGACAGACAUCACCCCAAUAGCCAAUGGGUCUGCUGCUAAAGAGAACCUUGGCAGUCAGCCCGUACUCAUCCCGAACGGUGUGCCCAGUACCAUGGUGCCCUGUGACCCAGGGAUGCUCCUCACCAAUGGGGUCGCCAAUGGACACAUUACACCGAUGCAGAGUAGCCCCUUCAUUGGAUACAUCAUUGCCAUGCACAGAAAGAUGAUGCGUACGGAGCUGUACUUCCUGUCAUCUCAGAAGAACCGGCCCAGUCUGUUCGGCAUGCCGCUCAUAGUCCCCUGCACUGUCCACACCAGUAAGAAGGAUCUGUACGAUGCUGUGUGGAUCCAAGUGUCCCGACUGGCCAGCCCAUUGCCCCCACAGGAAGCUAGCAACCACGCACAGGACUGUGAUGACAGUAUGGGCUACCAGUACCCCUUUACUUUGCGGGUUGUGGGUAAGGACGGCAGCUCCUGUGCUUGGUGUCCCUGGUACAGGUUCUGUCGAGGUUGUACAAUAGAGUGUACAGAGGAUAGGGCCUCUGUAGGAAAUGCUUAUAUAGCUGUGGACUGGGACCCCACCGCCCUGCAUCUACGCUACCAGACCUCCCAGGAGAGGAUUGUAGAGGAGCACUGCAGUGUGGAGCAGUCCCGUCGGGCCCAGGCUGAGCCCAUCAGCUUGGACAGCUGUCUGAAGGCCUUCACCAGCGAGGAAGAGCUAGGUGAGGACGAGCUCUACUACUGCUCCAAGUGCAAGACGCACCGGCUGGCCACUAAGAAGCUGGACCUCUGGAGGCUGCCACCCAUGCUGAUUGUCCACCUGAAGCGCUUCCAGUUUGUAAAUGGCCGUUGGAUCAAAUCCCAGAAGAUUGUCAAGUUCCCAAGGGAGAAUUUCGACCCCAGCGCCUUCCUGGCUCCAAGAGACCUGGAGCAGCACUGCCUCCACUCCCGUAGUGAGAGCGAGGAUCUGCUGAGGGUCGGAGAAGACAACCUGUCUUCUAUCUCUGCCCCCGCUGGCUUCUACAACCUUCCGAAAGCUUCCCCUGCCUCUAGCAGGAAGUCAGCGCCUUCUCUUAGCCGAACCAGCAGCCCCUCUGGUAGCCCCAAGACCGGCAGCGGAGGUCGCAAGCCAGGCCGGCUACGCCUGCCCCAGCUGGGCAGUAGAAACCACCUGUCUAACAGCAAGGAGAACCUGGACGGAGCAGCUAAUCCUGAGGCUGACCCACGGGACGGUGAACCACAGCCAGACACAGAGGGGAGCACAACAUCGGGUCCUCCUGAAUCAGGAGGGGUGUUGACGUCAGAGGCAUCGUGCGGCAGCGAGGCGUCCAGCAGCCACUGUGACGUGGUCCUGGUGAAUGGUGACAGCAAUGGGUUGAACUCAGACUUCAGCACAGAGAGCAGCCUGGACCCCGACCACCCGCUGCUCCAGCACAAAAACAACAUCUGUCUGGACGCCAUCUACAACCUCUAUGCAAUAUCAUGCCAUUCAGGAAUCAUGGGAGGAGGCCACUAUGUGACGUAUGCCAAAAACCCCAAUGAGAAAUGGUACUGUUACAAUGACAGCAGCUGUAAGGAAGUACACUCUGAGGAGAUCGACGCUGACUCUGCCUACAUCCUCUUCUACGAGCAGCAGGGAGUGGACUACUCCCAGUUCCUGCCAAAGAUCGAUGGCAAGAAGAUGGCUGACACCAGUAGCAUGGAUGAAGACUUUGAGUCAGACUACAAGAAAUACUGUGUCCUCCAGUGACCGAACCUUGUCUUCCAUCAGCCCGCUUUACACCUGCUCUCUGCUCCCGGCCACUGAUCUGAGCAGGAACCCCCUGAAGUUCAAAUCGUUCUGAAGGAUUCAAAUAAACUGCCAACGACUAGUGUCGGACCGUGGUCCCUGCCCUUAGAGAUGCGUCGCAGCACUUUCUAUUCUUGAUCGCAAACAUAUUUUAGUGCAAAGAUUUGCCAAGACAACAAUGAAGCCCUGGUGGAAGCACUAAACUUGUGUACUUUGCUGAGCCUGACGAAACACCCCCCGCACUCUUCUCUUCUUCCAUUGCGAACAAACCUCGCCAUAACAAACGUCUAACAUUAAACUUGCAUACUAACGCAUCUCUGAAUGUAUGCCAGUAUGACCAAGUCAUGAAGUGAUGUUGAUUUGUGAUCGUGCGUUUAUCACUUGUGAUGUCAGAACGAAAACACACCUGAAAUGAUCAUGUAAUCUGAGCCUGGAUAGUUUACCUGGAGAAAGAAAAUAAUGAGGCCUCAGAAUGUCCAGGUAUAAAUGCAUAGCCAAUGAUUGGAUAAAGGUUGAGUUUGAAAAGGCCAAGUGCAAAUGGGGCCCAAGAGUUAAAGAACCUGUGCUGAUGUCAUAUUUGAUGCCACAGAUCAACAUGAUGUUGACAUUAGGGAUCUAGUAUAUUGGAUACUAGGGAAACAUAAGUCACAUGCUACCUCAUUGCUUCCUGCAGUCUGUCAGCCCUAAAAGUCCAUGACAGUAUUACAAUUUUUUUUUUUAGACUCCCCCCUGCUAGGACACAGUAACAGGUCCUGAUGGACAUUAUAGUAGGCAUUUUUGCCAAAACUGUGUUUCAUUCCACAGCUGCCAAAUAUCAGUGGUGAUUUGUGCAAUGUUGACCUGUAUGUACCCAUAACUUCUUUGAAACUCAAAAAUCUUGAGUAUCAGUCUGGGUUUGUUUAAGACAGGUGCCAUGAUUUCAAAAGAGACACGCUGAAAGAUUAAUAUACAGUAUAUGUUUGAUACUUUUUUUUAGGGGGGGAUUCUGCAAGGGUGUUGUUUUAUAAAAUACUUAUUUUAUUGUUGUGUUUUUUUUUUUCUUAAGGCCAUUCAGGUUGGAAUGGAUAUUAAUCUCAAAGCUUCACCAGAGGCAUCAGUCUUGUCUUCACAGCGCUGUAGUAACACAAACUUUCUGACUGCUGCAACUCUUAACUAUUGAGACUCAAACUCAUCUGUGACACAAAUGUUCAUAUGCUCCCUCACAAGUCGGGACAUUGGGGAUAAUGUUAUUGUAGUUACAAAAUGGUUUUAGCUGUAAUUACAACAUUCUACUAUUUAAAGAGUAACUUAAAAGAGUCCUCCACUAAUCUAGCAUUGCACUCCUAAAACAUUGUCCAACCCACGAAGGCCUGUUUUAACACUAGGUUUAAAAGUAGUGUCAUGCCCCCUCUGGUUGGAAGUUUCAAGCCUGUUUCUUCUUAGUUGCUCCUUUCCCCACACCCUGUCACCAGAAAACACAUUUUCAGGGGUUGUUAAGUUACUCUUAAGUUACUUUUAACAACCCCUAAAGGCCAGUGAUAAGACAUAUCCACAUUGCCAUAAAUGGAACGCUCACCUGCACCUUGUGGUAAAUUUGAUUUUCAAGAUGGCAUCCUGCUAAAUAUCUGUGGAAGCUUCAGUAAUGCUUGAAUUUAUGGGAUUACCUCCCAGGCAAAGAGGGCCCUUUAUUCUUGGGGGCCAUGUGUCAAAAUCUUGUUUUUGUACUUUUGGUGUUUUACUUAAAAUUAUACUUAUGUAGUGCAUAUUCCUAAGUGAAUGUGUUUUAAUUUAAUAAUCAUAACCAAAUUUGUAAAAUACAAUGAAGCACUGUACCCAAUGGGUAGCCCUGAAUCCCCCUAGUGGGUUACUUCUACCCUAAUAAGUCCCAUAGAGACAAUAAUGUCCUAUAAAGCAAGUUAUAUCAAACUGCAAAAUCGUUGGAAGAUUUCUAGAAAGAAUAGAGUGGAAAUGGAGACAGUUUGAAUUGAUACACUUCAAAUCAAUAAAUUAGUUAAUUGCAGUCCUUAUUUUCAAAAUGUAUGGAGAAUAAGGCUUCUGAUAUAAGAUUGAUAAUGCAAAUAUAUGUAUUUAAUAUUUGAUUGAAAUUUUAGGAAAUUCCUCUGCAUAUCAAAAAAUCCUGAAAAACUCUUGGUAAAUGUCAUACCCUUACGAAAUAAGGUUACCAAAACUUCUGUCCACAUAAACUCACUGAUGUAAGUGAUUUAGUUUACUGUUUAUUUAUUCUUAAAAAAUAACCACAUUCUGUCAGGACUUUUGAGAGCUACAGUAUGGGUCUGGACUAUAGUCAGAUCUGUAAAAACUGCACAUCACAUUUAUAUUUUCAUUUUAUUUCUCUGUGCGUCUAAAUAUGGGUUUCAUGUGAAUUCCAAAUUCAGUUCCUCCUUUCGUCUCAAAUUUUGGGCUUUUUGAUGUGACUGAGGUUAGUUUGCUCUGUGGAGUCUAGUGGCAGAGCUUUGUGUCUGGUGUGUAGCCGCAUGUGUGGAGAUCCUCCUUCGAGGGGCUCAGUCUAAUCACUGUGAACAGACAGCAGACAGUCAGCAGUUUCCCCACUUUGUCUUCUAGAUCACAGGAGAAGAAUCUCUGUGCUCACCGCUUUUUAGCUGCUGUAUUUAUGAGGAGAAGACACAUUUAUGGAUGUAUUCAGAGAGGGGUGUGUCACUAAAAUAAUUUUUAUUUUUGCUCUGCAGAGUACAUUUGUUGAACAGAUGGAAAUGUACAAAUGAGUGCUAUUAAUGUUUGCUAGCUCAGCUCUUUUUUUCCUCCUCCCUCCUGCCUUUGCACGGAGCUGUAGACAAUGUCCAGUUUGAUUUGCUGUUUAAAACAUCAUAACAUGGCUCAAAGUAACAAUUUUCCUAAGGAUUAGUCUGUUGAGAACCCAGUUUGUAAUGUUUGCUUCAUUUGAAGGUGCAAUAGUUGUCAACUUUUUUUGUGGCUUACAAUGUUGCCUCAAACAACUACUUUUGUGAUGCUAAGCUCACCCCAUCCAUAAAACUGUAUUAGCAAAACACAAUUUAAAGUUGCAAUUGAUAUCAGCACAAUUUCUGUAAUCAAAGAUCUAAGAUUUUCUUCCCAAAAGAACUGAACUUUGACACUAAAAUUGGGGCAAACACCGAUCUUGUGACCCACGUAAAAUAUUAUAUUAAAGCCCCCCACCCUUAAACCCCCCAGAAGAGUAAGUCAGAGUGUCGGCAGGCAGUGCAAUUUACUACUGAGAAGUCUGUCAGUCUGUAGCCUCAUUUUAUUUUAGUUCACUUCUCUUGGAUCUGAACUAGUCGUGUUAAUUUAAAUAACUUUUUUGUAAGAUGUUUGUUGAAAGAGAGUGCACUGACAUGAAAACAUGUACAUAAAAAAAUGUGUUUUGUAAAUAAGCCAAUGAAAACUGUAUUUCAGUAUGAACUGUACAAAAUAAUGUACUCGUAGUUGUAUAUGGAGUGAUACUGUUGAUCUGUAACAAAAUACCCAAGCAACAAAUUAAAUUCUGCAGAGGAAA